ACUAUAGCAGUGAAUGCAAUGCAAAAAUAUGCAGACGACGGCGUCUGAACACGGUUUAAGAUACCGAGCAUUAUUCGAAGGUUUGCUGCGUAAAUCGAGAACGUGCGUUGUUCCGAAUUGAAACACGGCUGAAGAUGACGACAGGAAGUUGUCACUGCAUAAGAACCAUAUUUGGAGAAUUGGGACGCAGCCUCACUAUGUAUUUCCGGGUUUGAAGAUCACAUUAUUACCAAAGAUUAAAGAUGGAUUUAAAAAAUUUAGAUUAAUUACGAAUCAAAUGAUUGUACUCGUAUACCAUAUUAUUAUUACCAAAUACUCACACUGUAACUCCAGAUAGCUAAGCAUCAGAGAAUUUGCCGAACCACUGAACCGGUGACGUCAGGUAGCAGUUCGGUCGAAUAGGUUUUCGUCGCUUUUUAGCUAUCGCAUAUCAAACGGAACGUGCCCAGCCAUCUACCUGGUUCCAUUGCAAUAGUUUAAUAUCCAUUCUUAAUUACAUCUAUUUUUAUUCGUCUAAUAUAUCCCAAGGAUGUACAGCGGGCUUCCCAGCGGUCUCUCGUACAGUGACUCUGAAUCCGAUUCCGAAGACUGCAAAACUCUUUCACAGAAUGAAACAGAACACAGACACGAAGCAGAAAUGAAUGAUUAUCAGCGCGAUCACACUGUGUUAUCUGAUCCUACAGAAAAGCCGGCUUCCAGUGACACAGAGGACUGCUUACCUGGAGUUUCUCCUCAGCUGUGGCAAAAAUUUAGAGAACUUAAGAAAAAAAACCAAGAGCUGAAGCUACUUGAGGUGAAACGUAAAAGACCAAAGAGACAUAAAAAAGGUGAUAAAGCUGCCAGUGAAUUGGAAUCAGAGAAGAAAAGAAAGCUUCAAGCUGAGCAUGAAGAACGGUGGAAUAACCUUAAGCAAUAUUUUUCCAUAAAUGAUAGAUUCCAGCCCCCGCCUUGUAACAGAUCCAGUGUAAAGUCAGGUCUAGAAAAGAGCAUUGAUUUGGCCAUUACAGAAGGUGAUUAUGGAACUGCGGAGGAACUGAGUGACCGACUUGCCACUAGAGAGCUGGCCGUGAAAAUCGCGAAAGCCACAGAUUGCCGUGACUUUGUGAAAACCAAACAGGAAGCAGCAGCUUCAGGGGAAGCCCAGAAAAAGAAGAAACAAGUAGCUUGGGGAUUUGAAGCCAAGAAAAGAUGGGAAACUAAGAGCAACAUGGGCUACAUGUGACUUCCAACGUAUAAGAUUUCAAUAUAUAUAUAUAUAUAUAUAUAUAUAUAUAUAUUACAUUUAUAAGGGACUUUUAGUUUAAUUGCUUAGGAAAUACUGUAAUAAUUAUUUUAUAUUAUGCAAAAUGGUAUACUGAAACAUACGUGAUUUUUGUUUAUUUUUUGCAUGUAAAUAGUUAAUGUAAAUGUUGCAUAAGGAACAGCUGUAAUGUACAGUUGACACAGUGCUUUGUGUACGAGGACUUAAUUCAUAUGUUCAAUUCAUUCAUAUAUAUUGCUGCAUCUGAAAGAGAAACACAUCACAAUAAAUCACAUUUUAUAAAAAUCUUGAAA
Messenger RNA from Brienomyrus brachyistius, 1554 nucleotides. It is a transcript of the gene fam204a, whose product is annotated as family with sequence similarity 204 member A. NCBI's taxonomy places the organism in Eukaryota, Metazoa, Chordata, Actinopteri, Osteoglossiformes, Mormyridae. The coding region runs from base 530 to 1222 and encodes 230 amino acids. The record is from RefSeq and is a predicted model, not a curated record. The transcript has 7 exons.